Messenger RNA from Aspergillus candidus, 2475 nucleotides. RefSeq names its product putative DNA repair protein Rad26. The transcript has 2 exons. NCBI's taxonomy places the organism in Eukaryota, Fungi, Ascomycota, Eurotiomycetes, Eurotiales, Aspergillaceae. Bases 124 to 2475 code for a protein of 783 amino acids. The record is from RefSeq and is a predicted model, not a curated record.
UUCUCUUUUUCUCUAACCUACUUCUUAUAAUACUCUUCUUUCUCCUUCUCUUCUUGAACCGCUUCUCCCUCUCUCCCUCCCCCCUUUGUAAAAUCCCCAUGGCGAUCAACAAUACCCGUGGGCAUGGAUGACAACGAUGAGGAUUUCUUCUCCGACGAUGGUUUCGAGGACCUUCCCCCCGGCACCCUCCUACAGUUGGAGGAGAAUGCCGUUCGAGCCACCCAAUGGUCGCAACCAACCGCGCCCUCGGGCUUGAAAGUGCCUUCGUUUCGUAUGGAUGUGACUGAGGAUGACCAUCCCGUUCCCCUCGACCAGCGCAUCCCCUCCCACGACAUAACGACCCUCCCACCGCCCCCGCGUCUGCACACCGGUCUGACCGGUGAUUACGGGGCCCUGGAUGUCGGCGAAUUGGAUGCGGAGGUCUUUGACGAUGGCUCAGCUAUCGUCCUGGAUGGGUCUUUCACCCACCCGGAGCAACAAGAUCUCCCCGUGCCCCAUGCGUUCGAAGUGCACGACGCGGACCAAGCGCCGAUCCGAGACCACCCCGCGGAGUAUAUGGAGGUCGAAGGAGACUUCUCCCCCCAUGGCGCCCAACUCCAACAUGACUACAACCUCCUCAUGGAAAAGUUGGCGCAGGAAAAUGCACGCUAUAAAGAAUUGGUCGACGAACUGACCGCCGCCAAAACCACGGCCGCCACUAAAAAUGGCGAAAUCGCCAUCAUCCGCUCGAACCAGGCCAAGUUGAGUGACAAUUACGAGCGGCAGCUGGUAGCCCUACGGAAGCAGCUGGCCGAGGAGAUCGGUCGCCAUCGCGGCGAGGUCGAGGCGGCGCGGGCUGAAGGCAAGAUGCUUGCUACGGAGAAUGCCUUUUUGAAGCAGGACCUCGCCGAGGAGUCCAUGCGCAUCCACGCCCGCAAGCCCAAAGACCGCCCCGAGGAGACCCCCGCCCCCGAGACGCCCAAGAAGACAAGGGUCCUCCCCUUCCGGGACGGGUUCAACGACGAGGAGAUCCUGGCCGUCUCGCCCACCAAACCCACCCCCUCCAAACAUUACACCACCACCGCCCGCGGGAAACGGAGACGGCAGCUGAGCCCGGACCGUCAGGCCGGCCUGCCCUUGGACGCCCCCGCCGCGCCCCAGACCGCCGAGCCUCUCGCGCCGGACGAUCCCGAUCCUGACCCGUCGGACGAGGAAGAGAUGGAGAUGGAGAUGGAGGACACGGUGGCGGACAGACCGGCCCGGACCGCGGACGACGACGCCCACGCGCGGGUGACGAAACGCCUCCUCAACCACCGGACGUACCCGAACGAACAAAGCGACCUCGAGGUGCUGGGCCGGCUAGCCUUCCCGUCGGCGCCCCAGCGAACCUUGUCCACCCGGCUGCUGGAGGAAACAGCCACCCGCAACCGGGGCAGCUACCUGAUGGACUACGCUGAGGCGGUGAUCGCGCUGUGGGCGCAGGCCUUGGCGGAGAAGUACUUCGCUCCGGUGCCCAUCUUCCUGGCCGUCACGCGGGAGGUGCUCGCGCUGGACGCCCGGACGCCCGGAUCGGGGCUGAUCGAGCUCCUAGUGCCCGUGCUACAGGACUCGGGCGACGUCAACGGGGUGCCACGAUUCCGUCACUCGCCGCAGUCGCGGCAGAGCUCAGGACAGAUCCGGCGCACGCCGGCGUCACAGCUCGAGCCGCGGGUCGACGCGACGGCGGCGCUGGCGCUGCUGCACCAGAUCGCCUGCUCGCGCCUCCACGUCGCGGCGGACCUCGAACGGUUCUGGCGGUGCAUGCGCUACGACUUUGUGCUCAUGAUGCUGAACUGCGCGCAGCCGCUCCACGACCUGAUCCUGACGCUGAGCCUGCUGGCGACCAGCGUGCAACCCGACGCGUUCGGGUCCCUACUCGACACCGAGGCAGACCAGCGCGCCAACGAGAACUACGUGAUCGACCGGGUGGCCAACCUGCUGAGCGAGACGCCACAGCCGGACGAGGGCGCCGCGCCCUACCCGGCGGCGGCGGUAUGCCAGCUGCGGCUGGAGGCGCUGUCGCUGCUGCAGGCGAUCGCCUUCAACGCGAUGGCACCGGGCAGCCGGCACGGCAGCGAGGCGAUCGCGGCGCACCCGACGGUGCUGGCGCGGGCCAUCCGCGCGAUGCACGACGAGCUGGACGCGCUCUACCGAUUCCCGCCGGAGCGGGCACUGCACGCGACCCUGGUCAACGGGCUGAUGCGGCUGGUGUACGGGGUGCUGCGGCGACAUCCGGACCAGGUGGACCUGCCGUCGAAGCUCGGGCGUCUUGCUGGGGGGAAGCAAAAGUUUUUGGUUGCGUUGACGCGACUGGCGUUUAGCGAAGGGUUGGUGUUGGAGGAGGGGAUCGACGACGAGACGGUGGAGAUGGCGCAUGCUAUUCUCGACGACGCGGUCAAUCCGCAGGAAGCGGAGGCGUUACAGGAGGCAUUUUCCAGUUCGCGGCGGGAGGAAUAG